UAUCAUCUCUGAAUUUGCAUCUACAAGGUGGACUGACAAGGAAUGGGUGGGACAUCACUGAGAAAUAUUAACCUUGCUAAAAGCAGAGCUUGCCCAGUCUUACUGGCUGACUUUGGCAAAAUGAAGUGGAGUCUAGUCGUACGAUGCCUUUCCUUCUUUUUCUGUGUUCAUACCUCAAUACAAAGAGAGGUGAUGUGUCCCGUGCCCACAAUCGAAAAUGCAAAGACACUGAAGAAACCAGGCACACAUAUUGAGUACGAGUGCCUACAUGGAUAUGAACCCGACAGGUUUACCAUCACCUGUAAUGAGCAGGGAGACUGGGACAACAUGCGCCACUGCACUGCAAAAACACUGUACUGUGGCCCACCCCCAUCAAUCGAACAUGCAGUACAGGAUUUUAAGGAACAAUAUAAGGAUGGAGAAACCGCUACUUAUGUCUGUCCUUCAAACUACAUUAAGGAUGGUGAUCCAUACAUGAUCUGCUCACGAGGCAGAUGGAUAGGAAAAGGGAAAUGCUUGCAAAUGAACUGUCUGCUUGGGCCGCCCACACCUGGAACAAGCACAAGCCCAACAGGGAAAAAUGUAUUCAGGGCUGGAGAGAGUGUAGAGAUCACCUGCUCAAAAACACACUGGUUGUUUGGAACAAAACAGACCAAACAGAGCAUUCUAUGCAAGGAAAGUGGUGAAUGGGAACGCUUGCCUGUGUGUGAGGAAAUUAUUUGUGAUAUUCCCUUUGGCCAGCAUGUGUCUUACCCUGAUUACUACUUUGGUGGGGACAGAAAAUUGGGGGUGAAAAAAUCAUUCCGGUGUGAAAGUGGGUAUCAUGCAGCAGCUGGAACUGCCACGUGUACAGAGAACGGCUGGAUUCCAAAUCCACUGUGUACUGAGAUUGCGUGUCCUGAGCCAAGAAUUGACCAUGCAAGACAGCUGGACAAUCCACUCCAAACAUAUAAACCAGGUGCACGUAUUCAGUACCAGUGUCUGCAUUUAUCUAGAACGUUUGAGAUCACCUGUGAUUGGCUGGGAAAAUGGAAGGAUAUGCAGUCCUGCCCUGGGUCACCAUGUCUAAAACCUGAAAGAAUACGCAGCGGCUCCUUGAAGGAUCCUCAGAAUGUUAAGGACUAUUACGCAGAAAAAGAUACUGUGGAAUAUGAGUGUUCUGAGGGAUACAUGUUUGAGGAGGAAAGCCAUGCCCGCUGUACUGCGCAAGGUUGGAUUUACCCACAAUGCAGACGAAAGGCUACUACAGCAAAGCCCUCUGGGGGAGACUGCGGCCAGCCCCCACAGAUUGAAGAUGCUGUACAGGAUUUUAAGGAUCGAUAUGAGGACGGUGAAAAAGCUGAUUAUGCCUGUCCUGCAUUCUACAUUAAGGAAGGUGAUCUGACCUGCACCCGAGGCAGAUGGACAGGAAGUGGGAAGUGCUGGAGACCCUGCACUGUGGAUCUUAAAGCUAUGGAUGACCGUAAAUUACAGCUGACGCAUAAAGACACAGAAAAAAUCUAUUUAACUCAUGAAGAUGUUAUUGAGUUUUCUUGUAAAAGAGGAUAUAGACGAGCGAAAGACAGUGUUCCUUUCCGUCAGCGCUGCACUAAUGGACACAUUGACUUGCCUGUUUGUGUAUAGUGGGUCACAGGUUCCCAUUAAAGUGCUGUGGGGAUUUAAUUGUGCUCUUCACUGCUUAAAGAAGAAUCAGUCGUUUUAAACUGCUGUGUUAAUAUUUAGAUGUUUGUGUAGUGAUAAAUAACUGAGGAGGCUGCCAUUCAGACUACAUUCAGAUAAACUUCCAUUCAGUUAACAGAAGAAUGGAUUGUGUGCAGUCAAACACAACAAAUGAUGAUGACCAGAGAGCUUCACUCACUUUCAUGAGCUAAAUAAACCAAUUAAAUGAAGACUGUAAAACACAGUGUUUGAUAUAAUUAAGAUAUCAACCAAAAUCCAUCUCCUGAGAAAUAUCAUUUACAAACUUAACAUCUUAAGUGGCAUUAAAGAAGAAGCUCUUUGAACUAUUCAUAAGCUUUGCUUGCUGUAUGUUGUUUAUUAUUGGUUUUCCAGCAAAAUUAAUAAAGCAUUUGACUUGUGA
Molecule: messenger RNA, 2080 nt
Organism: Pygocentrus nattereri (red-bellied piranha)
Lineage: Eukaryota; Metazoa; Chordata; Actinopteri; Characiformes; Serrasalmidae
Product: complement factor H-like
Exons: 11
Coding region: 43-1623 (526 amino acids)
Source: RefSeq, a predicted model, not a curated record